Molecule: messenger RNA, 2049 nt
Organism: Chenopodium quinoa (quinoa)
Lineage: Eukaryota; Viridiplantae; Streptophyta; Magnoliopsida; Caryophyllales; Amaranthaceae
Product: APO protein 4, mitochondrial-like
Exons: 4
Coding region: 478-1500 (340 amino acids)
Molecular function (GO): RNA binding
Source: RefSeq, a predicted model, not a curated record
AUAACUUUACUUCAACAAAAAUAAUUUCAGUUUACCAAAAAAAAUAAUUUUACUUCAACAAAAAUAAAUAAGGUAAAGUGAACGAGUCUAGAUAUCACCGAUCCUGGGAUCGAUUCUCAUCUCGCUUAUAUGAAACAAAAAAAAUCAACAAAACGCUACUCCUAUCACCCAUUCACCCCUUUCAAGUCUGUUCUUUUCUUUUACCCGUUGCCGUCUGGAUCCUAUUUACGUCUGCGCUGACUCGCCACACCUCGCCUCCUCUAACUCCUCCAUUGAAGUGCACUUUAUACUCCAUUGAAGCGGCUUGUGAGCUUUCUCUCUUCUCUUGAAGCUGCCUCUGAGAUGUCUGGGCCAGGUUUGGACUGUUUCGUGGACCUAAACUUGCACUCUCAAUAAGACUCGUAAGCCAGACUGUGCAAACUUUCCUUCGACUAUUACUCUGGAAAAUUUAAUUCCCUGGAUAAAUCAUUUCAAGACAUGGCAUUAAUUAAGCAUAAGAACUGGUGUAAAAUCUUGAGUGGAAUGUUGAUAGCUAAUGUAGAGAUUAAUGAGAUGGGAAGAAGAUGGUAUGCUAAUAAUACAAAGAUUGACUGGAAUAAGCUGAGGCCAAUGAUAAAGCAGAGGAUAGAAAACAGGUCUAGAGGAUAUCCAAUCCGAUCCAUGAUUCCUAUUGCAGAAGAAAUUCUUCAAGCUCGAUCUGACGUCAUCCGCGGUGUCUCUGCACUCCUCAAGGUGUUGCCAGUACUAGCCUGCAAGUACUGUCCGGAAGUACAUGUUGGUGAGACAGGUCACCUUAUUCGUUCGUGCCAUGGCCACAGACGAUUGAACAAGAAUCAGGCUCAUCAAUGGAUCAGGGCAAGUUUAAAUGAUAUACUUGUCCCUGUGGAGACAUUCCAUCUCGAUAACAUGGUCCAAGAUGUGAUCAAGCACCAGCAAAGAUUUGAUUUUGAUCGUGUUCCUGCUGUUGUUGAACUGUGCUGUCAGGCAGGAGCUAUUUCCCAUGAUUUGGAUAUUCAAUCUUUGAACUGUUUGUCUGACCCUACUGUAGAUCUUGCUUUGAGCGGACCUGAUUCCUUGUCUGCAGAUCAACUGAGAGCCAUAGGAAAUCGAACAUUAAGCGCAUGGGAACUUCUUAGACAUGGUGUGCAAAAGCUCUUGUUGGUCUAUUCAGCUAAGGUCUGUAAAUACUGUUCAGAAGUUCAUGUGGGGCCAUCAGGCCAUAAGGCCCGACUUUGUGGAGUAUUCAAGUAUCAGAAUUGGCGAGGUAAUCAUUUCUGGGAAAAGGCAGGUGUAGAUGAUUUGGUACCACCUAAAAUGGUGUGGUUUCGUCGGCCUCAAGACCCUCCAGCACUUUUGCAUGAAGACCGCAAUUAUUAUGGACACGCACCUGCUGUAAUAGAUCUCUGCAUGAAGGCUGGUGCUGUGCCACCCCCCAAGUAUUUGUGUAUGAUGAAAGCUCAAGGUUUAAAAGGGCCGCCUCCAUAUAGGUCUUCUGGCUAAAUGCACAUCUUUGACUGCUCUUGGCUUUGCAUUCACUUGCCAUUGUCUAUGGUUUUUGAGCUCAAGCAAUUUCUGUUUAAGCACAACCUUACAUCCCCAAAGAAGCUUUUGGAUGACAGUCUGGUGCAGUGGUGCCAAGUGUAUAUUACUCCCCGGUCUAUAAAUCGCAACUAUUCAAACCUCUGACUUUGCUCAUGCAAGCCUCAAGAGAUUGUCAAGUGAAGAGGCUCCUUCAUGAAUUACUCGUGCACCUAUUCAAACCUCUUAACAGCUUCUAAAUGGUUGAUAGUUGGAUACUUGUCGGUUGCCAUUGUGGAUUUGUGCAUUGUAUUUAGUUAUGCUAACUAUUCUUUAAAAGAAUAAGUUGUGGAGACAAAAGUACAACUUGUAGUUUUAUUGACAGAUAUCUCAUCAUCAUUUUAACAGGACAGCAAAUUGUUUACUUUGAUUACCAAAUUUGGUUUACCAAUACCACCUACCAUAUUGGGUACAGGACUUUGUUGAUAUUGUUACAAGCAGAAAUUCAUCACAAGCAAGUAUUCAAAUGUG